CGAGGGAGCUGUACGUCCUUCUGGCUGGUGAUAAGAAAAAACAAAAUCUCUCUUGGACCUGUUUGUUUACAUCGACCGUUAUUUCUCUGAUCUCGUCCGUUGAUAUCUGUUUUGCGAUGAUCUUCAAAUGGAUACCUACGCUGGUCGUGCUGACGCUAUUGGCAGAACUAUGCCCUUCACAAGAGGUGCCGGGAAUCGCCUACAUGGAUAUCCUUCGAACUGCGCCUAGGAAGCGCGUGGAAGGUGCUGCCCCUGACCCAGAUUUGCCUGUUGUACCACUUGAGCAAGGAGGAAACAGGCGGUAUGAUGUUAUGCUCGACUAUGAAGACGAUUAUUUCGAAUACGUAGACACUGACAAUGAAGACGAGGCUGUUGUGACUACUCUGGAGCGGCCUCAGAAACCAGAAGCUGUCUUGAGCACCGACAUCACUGACUAUGUUUUAGUGUCUAUAGACACUUCUGAAGAAAACGAACCGAUAGACCUAUCCGCUGUGGAGUUUGUUAAAGAUGCAGAGCUUUUGGCAGUAGACCCAUUCGUUUCAAGAGCAUCCGUAGAAAAGGUUUCGAGGCCAAGGGACAGACAAGAACAGCAUAUUCAAAGAAAACCGUUCAAGAAAUCUGUAUUAGAAUCUCCACCUUAUGCUGACGAGUAUCUCCUUGAAAGAGAGCAAUUUGCACCUCAUUCAUCGCAAGCAUCCAGCUCAAGAAGUUACCGAAAUGAUGAGUAUUCAGAAGAAAAGUUUGAACCUAUGGUCGUCUAUUCAUCAGGAGAUUAUCCGAACAGUCCUCUGUCUGAAGAUUAUUAUACCAAUGCAUAUGAAAGAGGUGAUGUCAUAAGUUCCUUAUCGCUCGAAGGAAAUUUCUCUGCUGAAAACACAUCGAGCCAAUAUGAUAGCUUGGAUUAUCUUUCAGCAUCGUCUCAGCUUUAUCCCUCUUACCUCCCUUAUAACGAUUCAACAGACAGUUAUGCCUACAAAGAAACCACAAGGGGAUACCACAGAACCACUUAUAACCCUAUGCUACAAGAUGAAAACCCUGGGUUCUCGGUUCCCUAUUCAGGGGAAAACCCAGUCACAACGUCCGGCACCACAGAUACUGGCUCCUCAGCAUAUAGCACAGUUUUGUCAAGACGAUCCAACAUACCAAAUAAUAAACUCCCUCGCUCACGAACAGAUAGACGAAGUCGUGACGAAAUAAUGUAUUAUACAGGACUUCAGCGAGAAAUAGAAAAGUCUUCUUUGCUCAUCGAUGCAAUCAAAGAUGUCAGAAGUAGAGAGGGAAAACAAAUGAGCUACAGAAACGUAGACGUCACCACUACAAUAACACCAUUGCCAGACCUUAGAGUGAUAAGAAGUGCUCUAGGAUCACAUCCACUUUACAGGAACUUGCCUGGCACAACAAGCCCUCCAAGAAUCAAGGACAAGCAAUACGUUUAUAGAGAAUAUGAGAAUGAAAAAGAUGAAUAUGAAAACAUGUAUCUUCCAGCAAGAGCGAAAUCCUUGGAGCUAAGUGAAAUAGAUGAGGUUAGGGAGUACUUCAACACUCUUGUGCCAAAAGCAUCAUAUAGACCUAAAGAUUUCCCGACCUAUCCCUCUUAUCCUGGUCAAAGAAUAUACUUGCCAACAAUAACUACUUACAAACCAUCGGAGAUCCCAAAAUACAAGAACUGGAGACCACUGUCUCUUACUUCGAAGUUGAAAACUAAAUCACCUCCAGAGAUACCGACUGAACACAGAAACAAUCCCAAGUAUUCUAAUAAAUUGUCUACCAGCGUGUUUAAACCCUCUAAACCAAUACCAUCCCAAUAUUCACAACUACCAAUCACAAUUCCAUACACAUCUAAGCCUCAUGUGUCUUCACCCUCUAAACACUAUUCACCAGAAGACUCAUACCAACCUAAAAGUACUCCCAGGUACUACACACCAACAAGGUCACCAGCCCACAGACACACUGACUCAAAGACCUAUAAGAAGAAAGCAAAGUAUGUAACAACUUCAGUUGAAGAGACAACAUCAACUCCAUAUUACGAUACGUCAAAACCACAAUACAGUACAUCAGGAUAUAAAUACAGUACUUCACGACCACAGUACAGUACACCAAGACCCUAUUACAGCAUUGAAAGACAACGUUUCAGUACACCAAGACCGCAUUACACCAGCAGCAGAACGGAGCCCGAGCUUCCUCCGUUCUAUCCUUCGAAGUCUUUCACAAGACAGAAUUCCAGGCAGCCCUCGGAGCAUCCGUACACAGACGCCGGAGGACCCCCGAGAAGACCAACUCCGGAACCGACCAGGAGGCAGAGGCGAGGGCCGGAGAUGGAGCUGAACAUUGACUCCAAAGCCAAAUUUCCCAAGUUUGGUUAUAACAUUGAUCGCUACUUCGAUGAUUUCCCUGCCUUUGGGUUCUUUGAUUACGAGCCUUCGAGGGAAGUCUAUUGAAAUGAUUCUGUUAUUGAUAUCAAGUAUAAUGAAGCGUAACUGUAAGUAACGACUUACAGUCAGUUUGUUCAUCAUCUUUAAAUCAUCCCAUCCCAUUAUCUGUUUUGGUGAGGUGUAUUUAUCAACACCCGUUGCAUUCAUAUCAGUCAUCAGCGUACUCACAUUGCCGGUGAGUUUAAUUUAACAUUAACUUAUUAGACGAAAUUUUCAUGAUCUGUUUCUGAGUUCCUUUACACACACGUGUUGUUUUCAUUAUUUUCCAAUGGCUUAGUUCUCGGAUAAAUGACGUGAUGUAUCACAUUUUAGUGCCCAAAUGACACUUGGGAGAAAGCUAUCUGAUGAAAGAAAAAGAUAUCACAUUAUUGAAUUGAAUUUUCCCAUUUUUUCUUGUUAGUCAUGAUUUAAGGAUCUAAUAUCUCCAACCAGAUGUAGUGUAGUAUUAAGACAUUAAUUUUUCUGCUCAAACAAGUCCGAAUUUGGAUUUAAAUUUCAUAUGCAGUGAUUAAAAUGUCAAGGAAAGUGCUUCAGGAACGCGAAAUAUUUCAGAAAAAAAAUUCUCAGUGAAAUUCAGUCGACCGAGUAUAGCCUUCCAUUGGAGGGCCCAGAAGAACAAAAUUCAAUUUAUUAGGUCUAUUAUUCAGUGACCCACUUACUGGAAGCGUCAGUGAUAAUGCGACAGCGUAAGAAAUAAAAGCAAAGGUAACCCAGAGUGCAAUGGUUCAUAUUUCAUUCGCGCUGCCAUUUUCGAAAAGAUUCAUCCGUUCACAGGCUCCCGAGGACGGAAUUGAUCCCCUGAAGGAACCCCCAUGUCGGGGCUGGAAAUUAAGCUCCAUAUGGUGCAUUCACUACGAGUUUUUGCUCCGUCUGAGUUGACUUCAAUCGUGUGAACACGAAACUUUAGGAACACGCUUCCUGGUGAAUGCAACCUUGGCCUUACAGGAGAAUGCUUGCGUCGAGAAUUCUGCCCUACUCGGUCAACUAGGUACGUUUCGUUCGCGUGUGAGCGCGCUCGCGCUUGCGUGUGUGAGAGUAUUCGUGUAUAUA
Molecule: messenger RNA, 3482 nt
Organism: Macrobrachium nipponense
Lineage: Eukaryota; Metazoa; Arthropoda; Malacostraca; Decapoda; Palaemonidae
Exons: 2
Coding region: 117-2438 (773 amino acids)
Source: RefSeq, a predicted model, not a curated record